Danio rerio (zebrafish) is the source of this 3241-nucleotide messenger RNA. The record is from RefSeq and is a predicted model, not a curated record. Lineage: Eukaryota; Metazoa; Chordata; Actinopteri; Cypriniformes; Danionidae.
CCCACGGGAGCGCGCCUGCUGUAGUCCCGCGGAGGCGCGCGGAAGGAAAGUGUUGUCGCGGUGUGUCGUUUAUUUUUCACCGUCGCCCGGAAACGUUAAAAAGUGACCGAGAGCUGUGGAGACCCGCGACAUGGACGGAAUGUUUCACCAGUGGGGAACUUCGCAGGUGCCUCAAGGUCCUCCACAUGUGGAGAUCAUCGAGCAGCCUAAAUCUCGAGGGAUGCGUUUCCGUUAUAAGUGUGAGGGUCGAUCGGCCGGCAGCAUCCCUGGAGAGAAGAGCAACGACACCACGAAAACGCACCCCGCCAUUAGGGUUCACAACUACAGUGGGCCGGUCAGAGUGCGGAUCUCCUUGGUAACCAAGAAUCAGCCGUAUAAGCCACACCCACACGAGCUGGUGGGAAAAGACUGUAAACAUGGCUACUAUGAGGCAGAUCUGCAGGAGCGCAGGAUACACAGUUUCCAGAAUCUGGGUAUUCAGUGUGUGAAGAAGAAGGAUGUGGGAGAAGCUGUUUCCUGCAGACUGCAGACGCAAAACAACCCAUUCAAGAUUCCUGACGCAAAGAUCUGGGAGGAGGAGUUCGACCUGAACGCGGUGCGUCUGUGUUUCCAGGUCUCCAUCACCCUGAGCAGCGGAGAUCUGUUCCCUCUGGAGCCCGUCGUCUCUCAGCCGAUAUACGACAACAGAGCUCCUAACACUGCUGAGCUGAAGAUCUGCCGUGUCAAUAGAAACUCCGGCAGCUGUCGAGGAGGAGACGAGAUUUUCCUGCUGUGUGAUAAAGUACAGAAAGAGGACAUUGAGGUGCGCUUCUUCCUGGACUCGUGGGAGAGUAAGGGCUCGUUCUCUCAGGCUGAUGUGCACCGGCAGGUGGCGAUAGUGUUCCGCACGCCGCCCUACUGCGACACUAACCUGACCGAGCCGCUGCGUGUCAAGAUGCAGCUGCGCAGACCAUCUGACCGCGAGGUCAGCGAGCCCAUGGACUUCCAGUACCUGCCCUCAGACCCGGAUGAGCACCGGCUGAUGGAGAAGCGCAAGAGAACUGAAGGAAUGCUGCAUAAUCUCAAGCUGAGCAGUAUCAUCACAGGGUCCUCGAUGUCUGCUGAAAGACGGCCAUUCCCUACGGCUAAACGAACUCUACCUGUCUCCAAACAGCCAGUGGCAGCCAGUGCACCAGCCAGUGUACCAGCAGUGUCCGCCGCUCCUCCACUGAAGCCUCCACCCACCUCCUUUUUCUCUCCGCCCCCCGGUCAGCUCUUCACCCAGCAAAAGAUGGAGCCCUCACCCUUGCCGGCAUCCUCCUCAGACAUCUGGAAGUAUCUGCAGGCCAUGUCAGUGGACAGCCAGCCCAAAGCGGUGCCGGUGCUGCCCUUUCCCAGUGGAACCGUUUCCACCGCUCUACCCACCUGCCUGACGCAGGCUUUCCCCACCGUGAACCUGUCGGAUCUGCAUGAUUGCACCAUCAAGAGCUCCACAAUCGCAGAGCCCGCCCCACUCAAAGACCCAGAACCAGCUCCAGAGGUGCAGAGUGCGUUCACCAUCAGGAUGAAUAACACAUUCCCGGAUGAAAACCUGCCGGAUUUCCCCAGCUUCUCAGAGUUGCAGGGCUCAGGCGACAGCAUCUCCAACGAGGACAUCCAGGCGAUCCUGGACCAGAGCACCCGACAGAAACUGCCCGAACCCUGCUGUGAGUUACCCAGCGCUGCAGACCUCUCCUGGAUGGGCUACCAUCCCAACUUCCCCGGUCUACACGGUAACGUGACCGCGCAGGAUAAUGGUGCCGGUGAGGCGGCGGCAGCUCCGUCUGUUCUGGACGAUCUGGUGGAGCUGACCUCAAUGGAAGACGACAGAUUCAUGUCUCUGUUCGAGAGCUGCGACAUGAGCACCUUCCACUUCUGACACAAACUCUCACACGGAGGAACGGUCAGUGGCCCUCUUAAAGAGACAGUACCCGCUACACACACACACACACACACACACACACACACACGUUUACUCUCCAUUUAGUCAUGUGGUUUGCAAAGGGGGAGGAGUUUUACUUUAGGUGAACACAAAAGAAGAUGUUUUGAAGAAUGUUGGAUAAGCCAUUGUGUUUAUUAGAUUAUGUACAGUGCCCAAAACAUUCUUAAAGAGACAGUACACGCUAAAUACACAUUUACCCUUCAUCUAGUCAUGUGGAUGCAGAGGGUGAACUCAAAAGAAGAUAUUUUGAAGAAUGUUGGAAAAGCCAUUGACAUCUAUAGUGUUUUCCCCCCUUUUUUUGUCUUACAAUCAUUCUUAAAGAGACAGUACACGCCAAGUACACAUUUACUCUUCAUUUAGUCAUGUGGAUGCAGAGGGUGAACUCAAAAGUAGAUGUUUUGAAGAAUGUUGGAAAGGUCGUUGAUAUCUAUAGUGUAUUUUUCUUAUUGUGAGCGGUCAGUGCUGCGGAUAUACAGUGCACAGACAUUCUUAAAGAGACAGUACACUCUGAAAUGACAAUAUACUCGUCAUUUAGUCAUGCGUUUUGCAGGAUUUUGGUUUUCUGUUGAACACAAAAGAAGAUGUUUUGAAGAAUGUUGGGAAAUGGAAUGUUUUUUAAACACACACAGUGCCCAAAUCGUCCUUAAAGAGACAGUACAUGUAAAAUGCACAUUUACUCUGUUUAGUCAGGUGGUUGCGACUGUUAAACGCAAAAGAAGAUGUUUUGAAGAAUGUUGGGAAAGCUGUUGGACACCCACAGUGUGUUUUCCUAUUGUGAACAAUCAGUGCUGAUAAUACACAGUGCCCAAAUCAUUCUUAAAGAGACGGUACACUCUAAAAUUACAACAUACUCAUUUAGUCAUGUGGUUGGCAGACAUUUAGGAUUUUGAUUUUGUGUUGAACACAAAGGAAGAUGUUUUGAAGAAUGUUGGAAAAGCCAUUGUGUGUUUCUGAUCAUAUACAGUGCCCCAAAUCAUUCUUAAAGAGACAGUACACGCUAACAUAGACAUUUACUCUUCAUUUCGUCAUGUGGUUUGCAGAUGUUGAACACAAAAGAAGAUACUUUGAAGAAUGUUGGAAAGGCCAUUGACAUCCGUAGUCUUUUCCCCCUUUUUUGUCUUGCAAUCAUUCUUAAAGAGACAGUACACGCUAUAAUACACAUUCAGUCUUCGUUUAGUGCUGUGCUUUGCAGAGAUUAAACACAAAAGCAGAUGUUUUGAAGAAUGUUGGAAAGGCCAUUGUGCCCAAAUCUUUCUCAAAGAUACUGCACACGCUAACAUA